Daldinia vernicosa is the source of this 1682-nucleotide messenger RNA. RefSeq names its product tubulin-domain-containing protein. The coding region runs from base 83 to 1471 and encodes 462 amino acids. Gene Ontology annotation, cellular component: cytoplasm; spindle; microtubule. Gene Ontology annotation, molecular function: GTP binding; structural constituent of cytoskeleton. Gene Ontology annotation, biological process: microtubule nucleation; meiotic spindle organization; cytoplasmic microtubule organization. NCBI's taxonomy places the organism in Eukaryota, Fungi, Ascomycota, Sordariomycetes, Xylariales, Hypoxylaceae. The transcript has 4 exons. The record is from RefSeq and is a predicted model, not a curated record.
AAGGGAGCAUUUGAUAAGAGAGCAUUUAUUUCGCAGCAUCAGUCUACGAACUUAACAUAACCAUAAAAUAUAUGUCGCGAUAAUGCCCAGAGAAAUUAUCACGAUUCAGGCGGGCCAGUGCGGCAACAGCAUCGGUAGCCAGUUUUGGCAGCAGCUAUGCCAGGAACACGGUAUCAAUCAAGACGGCAACCUUGAAGACUUUGCCACAGAGGGUGGUGAUCGCAAGGACGUCUUCUACUACCAGAGUGACGAUACGAGAUAUAUUCCUCGAGCAAUUCUAAUAGAUCUCGAACCCCGCGUCAUCAAUGGUAUACAAACCGGCCCUUACAGAAACAUCUACAACCCAGAGAACUUCUACGUUGGUAAAAGUGGCAUUGGCGCAGGGAACAACUGGGGUGAUGGAUAUCAGACCGGUGAGGCCGUCCACGAGGAGAUCAUGGAGAUGAUAGAGCGCGAAGCAGAUGGCAGUGAUUCCCUUGAGGGUUUCAUGCUGCUUCAUUCCAUUGCUGGUGGUACAGGUUCCGGUCUAGGUUCUUUUCUCCUGGAACGGAUGAACGACAGGUUCCCCAAAAAGAUCAUCCAGACGUACUCAGUGUUCCCCGAUACCACAAAUUCGGGAGACGUUGUCGUUCACCCAUAUAAUAGUCUUCUCUCCAUGAGGCGAUUGACACAAAAUGCCGACUCGGUCGUAGUUUUAGAUAAUGGAGCUUUAUCUCAUAUUGCGGCAGACAGGCUACACGUUCAGGAGCCGUCAUUCCAACAAACCAAUCAACUGGUCUCAACAGUCAUGUCAGCCAGUACAACAACGUUGAGAUACCCCGGUUACAUGCACAAUGAUCUCGUUAGCAUUCUGGCAUCGUUAAUUCCUACGCCUCGCUGCCAUUUCUUGAUGACGGCAUAUACUCCCUUCACCGGAGAUCAAGUUGAACAAGCCAAGACCGUCCGGAAAACCACCGUACUUGAUGUUAUGAGACGACUAUUACAACCUAAGAAUCGUAUGGUCUCAACUAUACCAGGGAAGAAGAGUUGCUACAUUUCUAUUCUCAAUGUCAUCCAAGGCGAGGUUGACCCAACAGAUGUCCACAAGAGUCUACUACGUAUUCGCGAACGACGAUUAGCAACAUUUAUACCGUGGGGCCCGGCAAGUAUACAGGUCGCUCUAACAAAACGCAGUCCAUAUAUCCCGAUGAGCCAUCGAGUUAGUGGUCUGAUGCUGGCUAACCACACCAGCAUCGCAACCCUAUUUAAACGGAUUGUUCGCCAAUACGAUGGUAUGCGGAAGCGCAACGCAUUCAUAGAUAGUUACAAGAAGACAGCACCCUUCUCGGAGAACUUCCACGAAUUCGACGAGGCCAGGGAAGUAGUGACGGAUCUGAUUGCUGAGUACGAGGCAGCUGAAGAUGCGAAUUAUCUGAACCCCGACGAAGGGGAGAAGGCGACAUCUGCAGAGACGGACAAAAGAGUUGCGUGACGAAGAUGUUGCUUUGUAGGAAGAAGCAGAAAUUAUGAGAUCAUGUCGCAUUGAAAAGCAUGGCCAGUGGUUUUGUGUCGCAAGAUUGGUAAGGGAUAUCAACGUGGUGUUUAGGCGUUCCUGGUAUGACGUUGGAAUGUUGAUAUGAUGGUAGACCAUUACCCGACACUGCAGUGUCCCCCUCUUGAUAAUUUAGAAAUAUUGAGAAUCC